AUGUUCCCUAAUUAUUUUUGCCUCUUCCUUUCUCUCUUUCUUCUUCACUUAACAUCAAUCUCUUCACAUGUGUAUAUAGUGUAUUUAGGGCACACCCGUCUCGAGGAUGCAACUUUGACCUCCGAAUCUCAUCUUCGUUUGCUCUCUAAAGUAUUUUCAAGUCCAUGCAGUGAAGAAGAUGGUAAACGAGCCAUGUUGUAUAGCUACAAACGUAGCUUUUCUGGGUUCUCCGCGAAGCUUAAUGCAAGCCAAGCAAUGACGUUAUCGAAGAUGGAAGGAGUGAUAUCCAUAUUCAAGAGUAAAACUAUGGAGCUCCACACAACAAGAAGUUGGGACUUCUUGGGGCUUCCCAUUCCUUCGUAUAGCGGUAGUAGGACGUUUGAUACACCACGUUCGAGUAAGCUGGCCGAUGGCGACGACGUUGUUGUUGGCAUCUUCGAUUCAGGCAUAUGGCCUGAAUCGGAAAGUUUCGAGGAUGAUCGGUGGAUGUCCCCGGUUCCAUGCAGCUGGAAGGGCAAAUGCGUGAAAGCGUAUAGAUUCAACCCUUCAUUAGCUUGCAAUCGCAAGCUAAUUGGCGCUCGUUACUAUCUCAAAGGUUUCGAGGCCGAAUACGGAGGACUCAACACAAGCGGGAACCCUGAGUUUGAAUCGCCUCGAGACUUUUUGGGGCACGGAACUCAUACAGCUUCAACGGCCGUGGGUGGAAUUGUAGAGGACGUGAGCUUCACGGGGUCGUCACUCGGCAAAGGCAUUGCUCGAGGAGGAGCGCCAAGAGCUAGGCUGGCUGUGUACAAGGUGUGCUGGGGAAAGGACUACGAAGGGAAGUGCACGGACGCAGACGUGAUGGCUGCGUUUGACGACGCUUUAUGCGACGGAGUCGACGUUAUCUCGGCGUCGUUCGGAGGGUCGCCGCCGUUGGCUCCAUUUUUUGAGUCUAGUAGUGCGAUUGGGUCGUUCCAUGGCAUGCAGAAGGGAGUGAGUGUUGUGUUCUCAGCUGGUAACGAUGGACCUUAUCGUUCACUCGUUCAAAAUGUGUCUCCGUGGAGCAUUUGUGUUGCUGCUUCAACUAUGGAUCGAACCUUUCCCACUCAAAUACUCAUCCAAAACAGGAUCUCUAUUAUGGGUGAGAGCUUGAUCACUACAAACAUAAUUAACGCAAAACUAGCGAAUGCGAUCAACUAUUUUAUAGACGGAGUUUGCGAGCGGCGAAGUAUAAGGAAAGGUAGGAAAUCGGGGGCAGGGAAAGUGGUGGUUUGUUUCUCCACGGUAGGCCCAGUUUCGAUGGGGGAUGCACAAGAAGCUCUGGACGCCAUCAAUGCCUCGGCUUUGAUAUUUGGUGCCCCGCCCACGCUGCAGCUCCCUGACCUUGAUCUCCUCCCCACCGUUCGAAUUGACAUUACUCACGCAACUCAAAUUAGAAACUUUCUUGCUGAACUGCCCAGGCUGCCAGUAGUAGAGAUCAGGGCUGCAAGAAGCGUGAUUGGGAAGUCGGUGGCUCCGAGUGUGGCAUACUUCUCGUCUAGAGGACCGAGCUCACUUUCGCCUGACAUUCUUAAGCCAGACAUAAGUGCCCCAGGAGUGAACAUAUUGGCGGCAUGGCCUCCAGAAACUGCUCCAACAGUGCGGCCAACAUCGACAGAAGGAGAAAGCCAAAGGCAAGUCAAAUGGAAUUUCCAAUCAGGGACUUCAAUGUCAUGCCCUCACAUCUCUGGAGUCGUUGCCCUCAUCAAAUCUCUGCAUCCAAGCUGGUCUCCUGCAGCCAUUAGAUCUGCCCUCAUCACCACAGCCACCAAGAGAGACUCCACUCGCAACACCAUCCUAGCAGGUGGAUCCACGAAACCAUCCGAUCCAUUCGACAUUGGAGGUGGCCAAGUGAACCCAUUGAAGGCAGUAAAUCCAGGACUAGUGUACGACAUGACAGCCAAUGAUUACAUUAUUUUUCUCUGCAAUAUUGGGUACACAGAGCAGCAAAUCAGGAUGAUUGUGAACCCUUCUCCACAAACACUUGUUUGUUGUCCACCAUUUCUAUCCACCUCCAUUGCCAAUCUCAAUUACCCUUCCAUUACACUUGCAAACCUCAAAUCCACAACCACAAUCAAAAGGACUGUUCGUAAUGUAGCAGAAAACAAAAAUGCCAUCUACUUUCUUAAGCUGAAUCCUCCCAAUGGAGUGCAAGUAUUGGUAUGGCCUCGGAUUCUUCUUUUCUCUUGGUUUAGGCAGCACGUUUCUUACUACAUCACCAUAACCCCGCUCAAGAAAGCUCGUGGGAGGUAUGAUUUUGGGGAGAUUGAAUGGUCAGAUGGGUUCCAUAGGGUCACAAGUCCUCUGGUUGUUCGUGUUAGCAGCGCUAGCUAGUGUGCGACCGAAUCACUGUUCCUUAACACAGCCAGUCUCCGCUACAUAACAAUGUUUAUUUUAUACAUCCUCUGUAAUAAUUGCAACUGCCUUAGUAGUUUGGUAACUAUGAAGUUGGGAAAGGCUAUCCUUCCGGUGUAAUAGCCAUGUAUCAAUAUCAAGAAUAAAAGGGAAGCAGGACAAAU
Cucurbita pepo subsp. pepo (vegetable marrow) is the source of this 2540-nucleotide messenger RNA. The record is from RefSeq and is a predicted model, not a curated record. NCBI's taxonomy places the organism in Eukaryota, Viridiplantae, Streptophyta, Magnoliopsida, Cucurbitales, Cucurbitaceae.